AUGGCCCAAGUCAUCUGGAAUGCAGACAUUGAUGUAUAUAAUCCGCUGGUCAUGCCGCUCCCGGUGGCCAAAACCAUAGCGUGGUUUCUCGAUGUGCCGGAUUUGCUUCAAUUUGCCAAAACUUCAAAAAACACAUAUAGAGCGGCCAAUGAUCCCCAGCUCUGGAUCCUGAAGCUCAAGAAAAUGGGGCUUUGGCAAAAUGGAGUGGAGGCUUCAAGAGAAGAGCUAGCAGGCUCAAAGUUUGAGUGGCUCGAUAACCCAUUGACCUGCUGUGACAAGAUAUACAAGAUACCCAAGAUCGCCAAGUUCCAGAUCCUACGCAUACGAAGAAGCCUACACCGGUUUUACGCCGACUUGCAACUGAAUCUACCAUACGAGCGACUCAAGCUUUUCAAAACAUUUCAGUCACCACAGGAACAAGCGAAGAUGUUGAGCAAUCUCUUAAUGUACAACGCUAUCAAUCCUGACGAGACGGUCGGCAGUAUGGUCGGUGAAAAGAUCACCGAUCUCAUGGAGAUUUUUGAAAAUGCCUUGCUACGAGAACUAGAGAUUCAUUAUGACAUUCAGGAUUACGAAAGGACCAGUGAGUUCGUCACCAUCCUUGUGGAGCUCAAGAACGAGCAAACGCUUAUAGACUUUUUCCUCCAGAAAGUUUGCUUCGAUAAUGAUACAACGAAGUUCUUGAACCUGGAGGCCUUCAACGUUUGCAAGUUCUUUAGUGCCGCCACAAACGGUGACCUUAUCGCUCAACUGGACGAUGAAGACGACGAGGACGAAGAAAAAGAGAAACCUGAGCCAAAGUGGGAGCUCAACCAAGAAGAAUUAGACGGGUUUAUUUACGAGCUUGCAUCGGUAUUCAAUGAAGAGUCGAGAAUUAUCGAUUUGAUCUUCCCCCAGACGAUUCCCAUGAUGUACAAAGUGAGCGAGGAGCUCAUAUCAAACCAGCUCCAGGAUGUCAUUCUCCUUCUCAUAUCCACAUCAAAAGAACGUGGCUUGUAUUUUGAGAUGGUCACUCAAUUAUAUGUUAGACUCACCCACGACUUCCUUGACCAAUUGAACCCAAGUGUGAAUGUUGGUGAGAGUUACAUUCGUUUGACUCGACUGCUCAUAGAUGUCUCCUACGAGUCAAUAGCGGCCGAGUAUCUUAAUGAAGAAAAGGCUGUGUUCAAGCAGCGCUGCUCUGAGAAGGUGUCUGAGUGGAAGGAUAAUGUCAAGCAACGGGAGCAUGAAACCACGCAAAACAUUCUUAAGCACGUCAAGGCAGAGUCAAAGAGUGACUUUUUGCUGAGUUUCAAAAAGGUCUUCACAAUUUCAGGCAAAGACAACGAGGACCUGAAGGAGGAGGAAGGUGACGAGAAGCUCAACUACUCCAAGAUCCAAGCUCAAGCGAAGAUUCUAGCAGAAAACAUCAAGUCCUUGAGAAGAGUGUUCAGUCCAGAGUUGACACUCAAUGUUCUCAAUGAUACAAAGGUGUCUCUUGCAAGACUUUCGCUGUUUGAUGACUACACAGUUGCCGCCUUGCGCUUCGACAUCUACGGAGUGAUGCAAGAGGAGUUCAUCAGUGUGAUUGAAAGCAUAACCAAUGAUCACCUUCGAGAAGGAUUCGAAAGAGCUCUCAAGUACCUCAAGGAUUACAACCCUAGAGACGUAUCUCUCGCUGACGAUAAGAGAGGAACUGCCAUCGAACCCCUUGUCAUCUUCUUCGAGGCAAUUAACAUGGCAGAUAUGAUCGUGCAAAUGAUCGAUAUAUUCUACAAGGAGGAGAUCAUGCAAAGAAAAUUGACCAAACACGAGAACUCUGUUCUCAACCCGUCUCUUCAAAGCAAAAAGGCAGCAGAAGCUCUCGUUGACAAGUACGUUGCAGACGGUCUUCAUAUUGGCAUUGACGUUCUUUUCAAGGAAAUAGAGUCUGUGUUCCUUUCUGGUCUCAGUGACUCCGACUACAAUCCACCUCCUAGCAUGGCCCACGAUAUCCCGGGGCCCACCAAGGCUGCUCAACAUGCCGUUCUGAUAUUAGAGGAUAACAUUGACUUGUUGGUUGAUUGCGCCGAUAAACCGAUUGUGGAAGUCUUCCAGCAGGAAGUUGCAGAAAGAUUCUUUCAAGCGAUCGUGAAAUGCUUAAAACGAAGCACGAUCUCAGUUGGCGGCGCUGUCACGCUUAUCUCGGAUCUUAACUUGUACUACGACUUUAUCCUUACCCAUGUCAAAAGUAACAAGCGUAUGAUCUUCCCGCUAUUUCAGGCACUUAAGAAGGUGGGAUCAAUUUAUUUAAUUGGAGGCGAGGAUGCCAAGGCCAUUGGGCAGCUCAUCAGUGAUUUGACUAAGUUUAACGGUAUUUUCAGUCAGGAGGAGAUUUACGAGUUCGUGCAACGCAGAGCCGACUGGCCGUUGAUCAAAAAGCAUGUUCAGAAGGUGAUGUAUGGACUCAGUUUGAUCGAUUGCACAAUUGUAUAG
Messenger RNA from Candidozyma duobushaemuli, 2454 nucleotides. It is a transcript of the gene RCY1, whose product is annotated as Rcy1p. The record is from RefSeq and is a predicted model, not a curated record. Bases 1 to 2454 code for a protein of 817 amino acids. Lineage: Eukaryota; Fungi; Ascomycota; Pichiomycetes; Serinales; Metschnikowiaceae. The transcript has a single exon. Gene Ontology annotation, cellular component: cytoplasm; exocyst. Gene Ontology annotation, molecular function: protein binding. Gene Ontology annotation, biological process: Golgi to plasma membrane transport; exocytosis.